UUCUCACUUCUCUCUUGCCUUGAAGCUUCAUCAGAGAGAAACCUUAGAGCUUUAAUUUCUGUGCUUAAAAAAGAAAUAUAAAAAUGGAGAUUGAAGCAGUUCUCUCUCAAGGUGGAAGUUCUGAGUUGUUGGAUCUUGAGAAUGGGGAUGUGUCAAACAAUGGUGUUGGGGAUUAUCAGAAGGGUGGUGCAUAUUUGGGGUGGAAAGAUCUGACGGUGGUGAUUCCAAACUUUGGAGAUGGACCAACAAAAAGGUUGCUUAAUGGGGUUACUGGUUAUGCUCUACCUGCUAGAAUCUUGGCCAUCAUGGGCCCUUCUGGCUCUGGCAAGUCCACUCUUCUUGAUUCUUUGGCAGGUAGACUGUCUACAAAUCUUGUCAUGACUGGCAAUGCCAUCCUUAAUGGAAGAAAAACAAAGCUCAACAGUGGUGCAGUUGCUUAUGUGACACAAGAAGAUUUAUUGAUGGGAACACUUACGGUAAGAGAAACAAUAACAUACUCGGCUCAACUACGGCUACCAAGCAACCUAAGACGAUCCGAGGUACACGAAAUCACAGAAAAUGUAAUCAUGGAAAUGGGGCUCCAAGAAUGCGCCGAUCAGCUGAUAGGGAAUUGGCACCUGAGAGGCAUUAGCGGCGGGGAGAAGAAGAGGCUGAGUAUUGCCCUAGAAAUUCUCACACAACCUCGUUUGAUGUUUCUCGACGAGCCCACCAGCGGCCUAGACAGCGCCGCCGCGUUUUUCGUCUUGCAGGUUCUCAAGAACGCCGCGUGCGGCGGCGGCAGAACCAUCGUCUGCUCCAUUCACCAGCCUAGCAGUGAAGUCUUCGCCCUCUUCGAUGAUCUUUGCCUCUUGUCUUCUGGCGAAACCGUUUAUUUUGGAGAAGCAAAAUCCGCCGUAGAGUUCUUUGCAGAUUCUGGAUUUCCAUGUCCAAGCAGAAGAAGCCCUUCUGAUCAUUUUCUUCGCUGCAUAAAUUCCGACUUUGAUACUGUCACUGAAACGCUUAUAGGGUCUCAAAGAAUAAAAGAUCCCAAAUGGUCGUCGGGUUCAACUAUAUAUUUCCAUACUGCGGAGAUUAGAGCAAGGAUUCUUCAGAAAUUCAGAUAUUCAAAGUAUGCAAGCCGAACUAGAGCCACAGUUGAAGAGAUAUCAUCCAUGAACGGAGUUGGAAUAGAAGGAUUGGGAGGAAGCCAGGCAAGAUGGUGGAAGCAGCUUGAGACAUUGAUAAGAAGAUCAUUCACAAACAUGUCUCGAGAUUUCGGUUAUUAUUGGUUGAGAAUAAUUGUGUACAUCAUCGUGUCUACAUGUGUGGGCACUGUGUUUUACAACGUUGGGACCAACCAUGAUGCGGUCCUGGCCAGGGGGGCGUGUGGCGGAUUCAUUGCAGGCUUCAUGACUUUCAUGUCCAUUGGUGGCUUCCCAUCCUUCAUUGAAGAAAUGAAGAUAUUUUAUAAAGAAAGAAGGAAUGAGCAUUAUGGAGUUGGGUUGUUCAUUCUCUCAAACUUCAUAUCUUCGUUCCCAUUCCUGGUUGUGAUGUCUUUUAGCUCAGCAGCCAUAACGUACCACCUGGCAAAGUUUCACGCUGGCUUCUUCCAUUUCAUAUACGCAUCCCUGGUGCUUCUUAGCUCCGUAGCUGUUGUUGAGAGCUGCAUGAUGGUUGUGGCUUCUUUUGUUCCUAAUUUCACCAUGGGACUCGUUACUGGAGCUGGACUCAUUGGAAUUAUGAUGGUUUCGGCUGGGUUUUUCCGGCUACUACCUGAUCUUCCAAAGGUUUUCUGGCGAUAUCCUGUUUCAUAUGUCAAUUACAUGUCAUGGGCUCUGCAGGGGGCAUACAAGAACGACAUGUUAGGGCUGGAAUUCGACGCCAUGAAUCCCGGCGAGCCGAAGCUGACCGGAGAAGUAAUCAUGACGGCAGUUCUUGGGUUAUCAGUGAGCUACUCAAAGUGGUGGGAUUUAGGAGCAGUGAUAGCCAUUCUCAUCUGUUACAGACUGGUAUUCUACAUGGUUCUCAAGUUGAGGGAGAGAGCAUUGCCAUAUGUGUACUAUCUUCACACCAAGACCACACUGCACCGUAUCAGCAAAAGGGCGUCUUUCAGGAAAACGCCAUCGUUUUCGUCGUCAAAGAGACAUCGCACUCUCAUCUCACUGUCUUCCCAAGAGGGUCUUAAUUCUCCCAUCAAUUAGAAAUUUGCAAUCAAAUCAAAAUUGUUUGAAUAAGAUCAGACCUCUUGCAUGUGCACAAGUUGAGACUAAUUAAACCUUCGUUUCACUUGUGUAGAUGUUCUCUUAAUUAUCUUUUUAGUUGUAGAUGUGUCCUUUUCACUUGUGGAUCAAAUAAAUCUUUGUUUAAUCCAAUUUUAACGAGGGA
Ipomoea triloba (trilobed morning glory) is the source of this 2364-nucleotide messenger RNA. Its product is annotated as ABC transporter G family member 15-like. The transcript has 9 exons. NCBI's taxonomy places the organism in Eukaryota, Viridiplantae, Streptophyta, Magnoliopsida, Solanales, Convolvulaceae. The coding region runs from base 84 to 2180 and encodes 698 amino acids. Gene Ontology annotation, molecular function: ABC-type transporter activity; ATP hydrolysis activity; ATP binding. Gene Ontology annotation, cellular component: membrane. The record is from RefSeq and is a predicted model, not a curated record.